GUCCCCCGGGAAUUAGGGGAUGCGGGCAGAGCCCAGACUCUCACCCACCUCCACUCCGUGCCGGUGAGCGCGAGCGGCGGCAGAAUGGAGCACUAAUUCUCCAGGGCGCGCUUGGGCAUUCGACCUGAGAGGCGACCCACCCGCAGCCCCUCUCCGCGUUCGAACUCCGACUAGCUCUCUGCCCCACUUUACAACUGGAAAAACGGAGGCUUCCCCCGCCCCAGCUCCCACCUGAUGUAAAGAAGAGUCCUCGAGUGGGGGGUCGGGGGUCCUGGGUUCUAGUUCCAGCCUCGACUGUGGCCUUUGGCAACGCCCUGCCCCUCGGGCAGCCCAACGAUGAAGUCGGCCGGAGCCGGACAGCCCUGACCGAGGCACGGGCUCAGGACUGGCUGGUUCAGGGGCCCGCAGUGCUGCCCCUUCUCCGCACGCUGCCUCUGGGGCUCGUGGCUCUUCUCAGCGAUAAAUGAUACAUGAAGGUUGAUAGCCUCUUGGACCCCAGGCCUGCAGCGAGCGACAGCCCGGGCAGCCAAUCAGAGCUCCCAGGAACCCUGCACCACGGGCUAGAGGAAUGAGGUUCAGAGAGGGCCGAGGGUUACCUGCAGCCACACAGCGCGCGUCCUCAGCCUGACCGUCGUGUGCUCUGUGCAUUUCCACCAUGGCCUUCUGGACACAGCUAAUGCUGCUGCUUUGGAAAAACGUCCUGUAUCGCAGGAGACAGCCGAUCCAGCUCUUGGUGGAGCUGCUGUGGCCUCUGUUUCUCUUCUUCAUCCUGGUGGCUGUGCGCCACUCCCACCCCCCACUUGAGCAGCAUGAAUGCCACUUCCGCAACAAGCCGCUGCCCUCGGCCGGCACCGUGGCCUGGCUCCAGGGCCUCCUCUGCAGCUCGAACAACACCUGCUUCGCGCAGCCCACGCCCGCCGAGCAGCCCGGCGUCCUCAGCAACUUCCAGGACUCCCUGGUCUCCCGGCUCCUGGCAGAUGCCCGCACCGUGCUGGGGGGUGCAAGAACCCACAGGAUGCUGGCCAGCCUGGGAAGGCUGAUGCCCGCGCUGAGAGGGGCAGGCGGAGCCGCCCAGCCUCUGCCGAGCAACCCACCGCAGGACCGCCUACCCCUGACCGCUGAGCUGCUGGGGACCCUGCUUCGAAAGGAAUCCCUGGGGUCAGGGCUUGGCCGAGCCUGGGAGUCCGUGAGCAGCUUUCUGGAGGCAGCAGAGGCCCUGGCCCAGGAGCUCCUGGCACUGCCCAGCCUGGUGGAGCUGCGGGCGCUGCUGCGGAGACCCCAAGGGCCGCGUGGAGCCCUGGAGGCUGUAUCAGAAGCCCUCUGCAGUGGCAGGGGCCCUGGCGUCCCAGGGGGGCCCUCCCUCGACUGGUACGAGGCCACCCACCUGAAGGAGUUGGUGGGGCAGGAGCCGGCCCCGGGCCUGCCCGACAGCAGCCCGAGCCCUGCCUGUGCUGAGCUGAUGAGGUCGCUGGAGACCCACCCACUGUCCCGCCUGCUCUGGAGGCGCCUGAAGCCGCUAGUCCUCGGGAAAGUGCUGUUUACCCCAGACACGCCCUUCACCAGGCAGCUUAUGGCCCAGGUGAACCGGACCUUCCAGGAGCUGGCCCUGCUGAAGGACCUGCAGGGGGCGUGGGCUGCGCUGGGGCCUCAGCUCUUCAGCUUCCUGAACGACAGUUCCAACGCGGCCCUGCUGCGCAGGCUCCUGCAAGCUCAGGACAGAGGAGGGAGGCGCCCAGGACCCGGAGGCCAGGCCCAGGCUCUUCUGGCCUUUCUGGACCCCCGUGGGGAUGGCUACAGCUGGCAGCAGGCCCAUGCUGAUGUGGGGCACCUGGUGGGCAUGCUGGGCCAAGCGAUGGAGUGCGUGACCCUGGACAAGCUGGAGGCGGCGCCCUCAGAGGCAGCCCUGGUGGCGCGGGCCCUGGAGCUGCUCGCCGAGCACCGCUUCUGGGCCGGCAUCGUCCUCCUGGGGCCCAAGGAGCCUCUGGACCCCACCCAGCUCUCAGGCCCUGGGCACCUGCGCAUCAAGAUCCGCAUGGACAUCGACGCUGUCACGAGAACCAAUAAGAUCAGGGACAGGUUCUGGGACCCCGGCCCCGAUGCUGACCCCUUGAGAGACCUGCGCUACGUGUGGGGUGGAUUCGUGUACCUGCAGGACCUGCUGGAGCGCGCGGCCGUGCGCGUGCUCAGCGGCUCGGAGCCCCGUGCAGGCCUCUACCUGCAGCAGAUGCCCUACCCUUGCUACAUGGAUGACGCGUUCCUGCGUGUACUAGGCCGGUCGCUGCCCCUUUUCCUGACGCUAGCCUGGAUCUACUCGGUGGCACUGACCGUGAAGGCCGUGGUGCGGGAGAAGGAGACCAGGCUGCGCUACACGAUGCAGGCCAUGGGGCUCAGCCGCACGGUGCUGUGGCUGGGCUGGCUCCUCAGCUGCCUGGCGCCCUUCCUCCUCAGCACGGCGCUGCUCGUGCUGGUGCUCAAGCUCGGGGACAUCCUCCCCUACAGCCACCCGGCCGUGGUCUUCUUGUUCUUGGCGGCUUUCGCCGUGGCCACCGUGGUCCAGAGCUUCUUCCUGAGCGCCUUCUUCUCCCAUGCCAACCUGGCGGCUGCGUGCGGAGGCCUUGCCUACUUUGUGCUCUAUCUGCCCUACGUGCUGUGCGUGGCCUGGAGGGACCAGCUGCCUGCGGGGGCCCUCGUGGCUGUGAGCCUCCUGUCGCCUGUGGCCUUUGGGUUUGGCUGCGAGAGCCUGGCGUUACUGGAGGAGCAGGGCGAGGGCGCGCAGUGGCACAACGCGGGCACCGGGCCCGCCCCUGGCGCCUUCAGCCUGGCCCAGGUCUCUGGGAUCCUGCUGCUCGAUGCUGUGCUCUAUGGCCUCGCCACUUGGUACCUGGAGGCCGUCUGUCCAGGCCAGUACGGGAUCCCCAAACCGUGGAACUUUCCCUUUCGGAGAAGCUAUUGGUUUGGACCUCGUUCUCCCAAGGGCUCUGCCCCGCCUCCCAGCCCAAAGGACCCAGAGGUGCUGACCGAAGCCGUCCCAGCCGGCCUGACCCCAGGGGUCUCUGUGCGGGGCCUGGAAAAGCGCUUUCCCGGCAGCCCCCGGCCGGCCCUGCGAGGGCUCAGCCUGGACUUCUACCAGGACCAGAUCACCGCCUUGCUGGGCCACAACGGGGCCGGGAAGACCACCACGCUGUCCAUCCUGAGCGGCCUCUUCCCACCCACGGGUGGCUCCGCCCGCAUCCUGGGCCAUGAUGUCCAGUCCAGCAUGGCCACCAUCCGGCCCCACCUGGGCGUCUGCCCACAAUACAACGUGCUGUUCGACAUGCUGACCGUGGAGGAGCACAUCUGGUUCUACGGGCGGCUGAAGGGUCUGAGCGCAGACGCCGUGGGCCCCGAGCAGGCCCGCCUGCUGCAGGACGUGGGGCUCGUCCCCAAGCGGCACGCACAGACGCGCCACCUCUCUGGUGGAAUGCAGCGGAAACUUUCAGUGGCCAUCGCCUUUGUGGGCGGCUCCCAGGUCGUCAUCCUGGACGAACCCACAGCCGGUGUGGACCCCGUUUCCCGCCGCAGCAUUUGGGAGCUGCUGCUCAGGCACCGGGCAGGUCGCACGCUGAUCCUCUCCACCCACCACCUGGACGAGGCAGAGCUCCUGGGAGACCGUGUGGCGGUGGUGGCCGCGGGCCGCGUGUGCUGCUGCGGGUCCCCCCUCUUCCUGCGUCGUCACCUGGGCUCUGGCUACUACCUGACGCUGGGGACGGAGCCCCUGUCCCCAGCUGCCAGCACAGAGGGUAACGCCGACUCGGAGGACCCCGGGCACAGAAGGGAGCCCACCAGGCAGGCUGGUCCCGCCCAGCUGCUGUCCCUCGUACAGUGCCUGGUGCCCGGGGCCCGGCUGGUGGAGGUGCUGCCCCAUGAGCUGGUGCUGGUGCUGCCCUACGGGGGCGCCCUGGACGGCAGCUUUGCCAGGCUCUUCUGUGAGCUGGACCGGCGGCGGGAGGAGCUGGGGCUGGCCAGCUACGGGAUCUCCGACACCAGCCUUGAAGAGAUCUUCCUGAAGGUGGUCCAGGAUCAUGCUGUGGACACAGACCCAGAGGAUGCGGCCGCAGACCGCAGCCGCAGGCAGGACCUGGGCCCGGGCCUUGCUCGCCCUGGUGUGACCCCGCGGCUCACGAUUCUGCCAGAAGAGUCGGUCCUGGAGAAUGGCGAGUUUGCGAGGCCUGCCCCAGAAACACAGGCCCUGCGCGGCCUCGGGCCAGACAUGGCGGGCCGCGUACACGGCUGGGCGCUGACCCGCCAGCAGCUCCGGGCCCUGCUUCUCAAGCGCUUUCUGCUGGCCUGCCGCAGCCGCCGCGGCCUGUUUACACAGAUCGUGCUGCCUGCCCUCUUUGUGGGCCUGGCGCUGGUGUUCAGUCUGCUUGUGCCUCCUUUCGGACACUACCCGGCUCUGCGCCUCACUCCCAGCAUGUAUGGUGCGCACAUGUCCUUCUUCAGUGAGGAUGCCCCAGGGGAUGCAGAUAGAGCCCGGCUGCUGGAGACACUGCUGCAGGAGGCGGGGCUGGAGACCGACCCGAAGAACGGCUCGGCCAGGACGCCUGAGUGCUCGCCGCCUGCCGCCUGCUGGUUCUGGGUGCCCGACGUUCCCGUGGAUGUCGCCGAGGUCUUGGCCAAGGGCAACUGGACCCCAGAGUCUGCGUCCCCGGCCUGCCGCUGCAGCCAGCCCGGCGCCCGGCGCCUGCUCCCCGCCUGCCCGGCCGCGGCUGGCGGCCCCCCGCCACCCCAGGCGCUGGCCCGCUCCGGCGAGCUGGUGCAGAACCUGACGGGCCGGAACCUGUCCGACUUCCUGGUCAAGACCUACCCCCGCCUGGUGCGCCAGGGCCUGAAGACCAAGAAGUGGGUGGACGAGGUCAGGUAUGGGGGCUUCUCCUUGGGGGGCCGAGACCCAGGCCUGCCCUCAGGGCAAGAGGUGAGCCGCUCGCUGCAGGAGCUGCGGGUGCUGCUGAGCCCCCAGCCCGGCGGGGCCCUCGACCACAUCCUGAACAACCUCACUGCGUGGGCCCACGGCCUGGACGCCGAGGACAGCCUCAAGAUCUGGUUUAACAACAAGGGCUGGCACGCCAUGGUGGCCUUCGUCAACAGGGCCAACAACGCACUGCUGCGUGCCCGCCUGCCCCCCGGCCCUGCCCGCCGCGCCCACAGCAUCAGCACGCUCAACCACCCCCUGAACCUCACCAAGGAGCAGCUGUCCGAGGCCGCGCUGGUGGCCUCCUCGGUGGACAUGCUCGUCUCCAUCUGCGUGGUGUUCGCCCUGUCUUUCGUGCCGGCCAGCUUCACCCUCGUUCUCAUCGAGGAGCGCGUCACCCGGGCCAAACAUCUGCAGUUUGUGGGGGGCCUGCCUCCCACUCUUUACUGGCUCAGCAACUUCCUCUGGGACAUGUGUAGCUACUUGGUGUCGGCAUGCAUCGUGGUGCUCAUCUUCCUGGCCUUCCAGCAGAGGGCGUAUGUGGCUCCGGCCAACCUGCCUGCCCUCCUGCUGCUGUUACUGCUCUACGGCUGGUCGAUCACGCCCCUCAUGUACCCAGCCUCCUUCUUCUUCUCCGUGCCCAGCACGGCCUACGUGGUGCUCACCUGCAUCAACCUCUUCGUUGGCGUCAACGGCAGCAUGGCCACAUUUGUGCUUGAGCUCUUCUCUGACCAGAAGCUUCAGGAAGUGAGCCGGAUCCUGAAGCGGGUCUUCCUGAUCUUCCCGCACUUCUGCCUGGGCCGGGGGCUCAUCGAUAUGGUGCAGAACCAGGCCAUGGCUGAUGCCUUUGAGCGCUUAGGAGACGGGCGGUUCCAGUCCCCACUGCGCUGGGAGGUGGUUGGCAAGAACCUCUUGGCCAUGCUGGUGCAGGGGCCCCUCUUCCUCCUCUUCACGCUCCUGCUGCAGCACAGAGACCGCCUCCUGCCACAACCCCAGCUGAGGUCGCUGCCCCCCCUGGGGGAGGAGGAUGAGGACGUGGCCCGGGAGCGGGAGCGGGUGGCCCAGGGGGCCACCCAGGGGGACGUACUGGUGUUGAGAGACCUCACCAAGGUAUACCGUGGGCAGAGGACGCCAGCUGUCGACCGCCUGUGUCUGGGGGUCCCCCCUGGUGAGUGUUUCGGGCUCCUGGGAGUGAACGGAGCAGGGAAGACGUCCACGUUUCGCAUGGUGACGGGGGACACGCGGCCCAGUGGCGGUGAGGCUGUGCUGGCCGGCUACAGCGUAGCCCGGGAACCUUCCGCCGCGCACUGCCACAUGGGCUACUGCCCUCAGUCGGACGCGAUCUUCGAGCUACUGACCGGCCGCCAGCACUUGGAGCUGUUUGCGCGCCUGCGCGGCGUCCCCGAGGCGCAGGUUGCCCAGACAGCGAGCCUGGGCCUGGCACGCCUGGGGCUGCCCCAGUUUGCUGACCGUCCUGCGGGCACCUACAGUGGAGGCAGCAAGAGAAAGCUGGCCACGGCCGUGGCGCUGGUGGGGGACCCGGCUGUGGUCUUCCUGGACGAGCCGACCACGGGCAUGGACCCCAGCUCACGCCGCUUCCUCUGGAACAGCCUCAGGGCCGUGGUGCGGGAGGGCCGCUCCGUGGUGGUCACCUCACACAGCAUGGAAGAGUGUGAGGCUCUCUGCACGCGCCUGGCCAUCAUGGUGAACGGGCGGUUCCGCUGUCUGGGCAGCGCGCAGCACCUCAAGAGCAGGGCCGAGCUGCGCGAGGGGCACGGCGGCCGCCUGCGGUUCCACCUGCCGCCGGGAGGGCGCUGCUCCCUGGCUCGCGUCUUCGGCGAGCUGGCGGCGCGCGGGCGGGAGCACGGCGUGGAGGACUUCUCCGUGAGCCAGACUACGCUGGAGGAGGUGUUCCUGUACUUCUCCAAGGACCAGGGGGAAGAGGAGGACGUCAGGCAGGAGGCAGGAGUGGGGCCAGGCCUCGUGCCACGCCCGCCGCACCCCAAACUCCUCUCGGGGCUCCUCGAGGACCCCAGCCCGGCGGAGACAGUGCUGUGACCCUCUGUCCCGGCUGGGGUUGCUGGGAGCUGCCGGCUCUCAGGAUCCAUCACCUUGGAGGAAAUAAAGAGAAGUGGGGUGAA
Suricata suricatta (meerkat) is the source of this 7092-nucleotide messenger RNA. RefSeq names its product ATP binding cassette subfamily A member 7 (gene ABCA7). Gene Ontology annotation, cellular component: membrane; intracellular membrane-bounded organelle. Gene Ontology annotation, biological process: transmembrane transport; lipid transport. The coding region runs from base 656 to 7009 and encodes 2117 amino acids. NCBI's taxonomy places the organism in Eukaryota, Metazoa, Chordata, Mammalia, Carnivora, Herpestidae. The transcript has 49 exons. The record is from RefSeq and is a predicted model, not a curated record. Gene Ontology annotation, molecular function: lipid carrier activity; ABC-type transporter activity; ATP binding.